AUGGCCUUCAUCUUGACUGUUCUAUCUGAUACAAUUUGUCUUGCUCCUUGUACUUUUAGAAAACAGACAAUGAUAGCACUUAAAGAUGAAAUUAAUCUAAAAUUUGCAAAUAAAGUGGUGAUCCAUACGGGUCUAUGCAUUUGUCUAUAUGAUAUUCUUUAUUGUGGAAAAGCGUUAAUAAAAUAUGGUGACGGAUGUGCGUAUAUUCCAGUUAAGUUCAGAUUAGUCGUGUUUCGUCCUUUUAUUGGUGAAGUCUUGACCGGAAAAAUACAAAGUUCCUCUCACUCAGGCAUAAAAGUUUCAUUAGGCUUUUUCGAUGACAUCUUUAUUCCAAAGAGUCUUCUAUGGGAAGACUGUGAAUUUGAUAUUGAUGAACAACGUUGGAUUUGGCAUAGUAGUCAUGGAGAUCUCUUCUUAAAUACAGGAGAAACCAUUAGAUUUACGAUAGAAAGUGAAACAUUUGUUAAUAGUAAUCCAUUUAUGACUCCAAAUCAGACAUGUGAACAAGAACAAGCUCCAUAUACGUUGACGGCAUCAUGCAACAAAGAUGGAAUGGGAUCUAUUUUCUGGUGGAAAUAA
Molecule: messenger RNA, 579 nt
Organism: Pneumocystis murina B123
Lineage: Eukaryota; Fungi; Ascomycota; Pneumocystomycetes; Pneumocystales; Pneumocystaceae
Product: DNA-directed RNA polymerase
Exons: 6
Coding region: 1-579 (192 amino acids)
Biological process (GO): DNA-templated transcription; transcription initiation at RNA polymerase III promoter
Cellular component (GO): RNA polymerase III complex
Source: RefSeq, a predicted model, not a curated record